UAGGGCCUGCCCCCGGGCUAGGCGCGCAGGAAGGUGGGGCUGGGCCCCAGCCGGGGGCAGAGUCCGGGAGGGCCUGGCUGAUGGGGAAUGAAGCCUCCGCCUUCCCCCACAGAAGCCUUUAAAUACGGCCGCCGGAGGGGCGAGGGGUACAGGCUGCAUCUUCGGGAGCAAGGUGCUGUGCGAGUCUGCGGGAACCCAGCGGCCGCAGCCGUGUUCCGGGCUUGGAAGUGGUACAGCCAUGGUUGAGAUUAAGAAGAUCUGCUGCAUCGGUGCGGGCUAUGUUGGGGGGCCCACAUGCAGUGUCAUUGCUCAAAUGUGCCCUGAAAUCAGGGUAACAGUUGUCGAUGUCAAUGAAGCAAGAAUCAAUGCAUGGAAUUCUCCAACCCUUCCUAUUUAUGAGCCAGGACUAAAAGAAGUGGUAGAGUCCUGUCGAGGAAGAAAUCUAUUUUUUUCUACCAAUAUUGAUGAUGCCAUCAGAGAAGCUGAUCUUGUAUUUAUUUCUGUGAACACACCAACAAAAACCUAUGGAAUGGGGAAAGGCCGAGCAGCAGAUCUGAAGUACAUUGAAGCUUGUGCUAGGCGCAUUGUGCAAAACUCUAAUGGGUACAAAAUUGUGACUGAGAAAAGCACAGUCCCUGUGCGGGCAGCAGAAAGUAUCCGUCGCAUAUUUGAUGCCAACACAAAACCCAACUUGAAUUUACAGGUGCUGUCCAACCCUGAGUUCUUGGCAGAGGGAACAGCCAUCAAGGACCUGAAGAACCCAGAUAGAGUACUGAUCGGAGGAGAUGAAACCCCAGAGGGCCAGAAAGCUGUGCGGGCACUCUGUGCUGUGUAUGAGCACUGGGUUCCCAAAGAAAAGAUCCUCACCACCAACACUUGGUCUUCAGAGCUUUCCAAACUGGCAGCAAAUGCUUUCCUUGCCCAGAGAAUCAGUAGCAUUAACUCCAUCAGUGCUUUGUGUGAAGCAACAGGUGCUGAUGUGGAAGAGGUAGCAACAGCCAUUGGAAUGGACCAGAGGAUUGGAAAUAAGUUUCUAAAAGCCAGUGUUGGUUUUGGUGGAAGCUGCUUCCAAAAAGAUGUUCUGAAUUUGGUUUAUCUCUGUGAGGCUCUAAAUCUCCCUGAAGUAGCUCGUUAUUGGCAGCAGGUCAUAGACAUGAAUGACUACCAAAGGAGGAGGUUUGCUUCCCGGAUCAUAGACAGUCUGUUUAAUACAGUGACUGAUAAGAAGAUAGCUAUCUUGGGGUUUGCAUUCAAAAAGGACACUGGUGAUACCAGAGAAUCCUCCAGUAUCUAUAUUAGCAAAUAUUUGAUGGAUGAAGGUGCACACCUCCAUAUAUAUGAUCCAAAAGUACCCAGGGAACAAAUAGUCGUGGAUCUUUCUCAUCCGAGUGUUUCAGAGGAUGACCAAGUGUCCAGACUGGUGACCAUUUCCAAGGAUCCAUAUGAAGCAUGUGAUGGUGCCCAUGCUGUUGUCAUCUGCACUGAAUGGGACAUGUUUAAGGAACUAGAUUAUGAACAAAUUCAUAAAAAAAUGCUGAAGCCAGCCUUUAUCUUUGAUGGACGACGUGUCCUGGAUGGGCUCCACAGUGAACUGCAGACCAUUGGCUUCCAGAUUGAAACAAUUGGCAAAAAGGUAUCUUCCAAGAGAAUUCCAUAUACUCUUGAUGAAAUCCCAAAGUUUAGUCUUCAGGAUCCACCUAACAAGAAACCGAAAGUCUAAACAUGGCCAUUUUUAUUUGUGGUUAUUUUGGUACUUGGGGAGAGCCAGUAUCUUGUCUCAUUAAGUAGUAAAUGAACUAAGUGUUUUUAAGGAAACAAAAAUAUUUUUUAAUCAUCAAAUUUAUACUAGCUCUAUGGGUGUUAGCAUAUCUAGUGAUUAUGUGUCUAGAAUAUUUUUUACAUAUUUUUAUAUUAUUGUCAGCUCACUUGUUGGAUAGAUGGAAAAUCAAGAUGUUGGUUUAAAUGGUGUUGAUUUUUGGGAAAAAAAAAUGAAACUUCACUUUUUAACAUUACAAAUUGUCC
Molecule: messenger RNA, 2022 nt
Organism: Nannospalax galili (Upper Galilee mountains blind mole rat)
Lineage: Eukaryota; Metazoa; Chordata; Mammalia; Rodentia; Spalacidae
Gene: Ugdh
Product: UDP-glucose 6-dehydrogenase
Exons: 12
Coding region: 239-1720 (493 amino acids)
Biological process (GO): glycosaminoglycan biosynthetic process
Cellular component (GO): cytosol; nucleus
Molecular function (GO): UDP-glucose 6-dehydrogenase activity; NAD binding
Source: RefSeq, a predicted model, not a curated record